CGUAUCGUAUCAUUACAUUCAGUAGCGUGCAUACGGCAUCUGGGAAUUAGUCUUGUUUCUUAUUUUCAUAAUUAUUAUAGACAAAAUGACUAAAAAGAGUGAUGGUGUUCCUAAUAAAAACAGUGAAAAUGUUAAGGACAAUAAAAGUAAACAGUGGAUUAUGGGAUUAAUUGCAAACACAACAAUAUUCACAAGUGGUGUGCAAGCCGGGUGGAUAUCACCUAACAUAACCCUACUUCAAGGACCUGACAGUCCAGCGGGUUAUCCGUUAUCAGAUCUGGAAAUAUCACUCAUAGCUAGUGCCAUAUGUUUCUCUGCUGUCUUUUUCUGCAUGGGAUAUAGUUUCAUAGCUGAUAGAUAUGGCAGGAAAUUGUGCAUUAUCAUCAUCGCUUCUUUACAAGCUCUAGCAUGGAUAAUAAAGCUAACAUCCGCAAACUCCGUAUGCCUUAUCAUUUCACAAGCAUGUGUGGGUGCCUCUGGAUCCGGCGUUUUCACAAUAUGUCCAACUUAUACUAAGGAGAUCAGCUCAGACUCUAUAAGAGGAGCAAUGAGCAGCGUUGGAAUGUUACUUCAAAGUAUCGGGAUACUGUUCAUGUAUGCUUUGGGUGCUUAUUUGGACUACUACACAGUUUUAUACAUUGGAUUGGCUAUACCACUUUUAAAUUUGCUGUUCCUAUUGAAAGUACCAGAAUCUCCACCACAUUUGGUAAAAAUUGGAAAGAUUGAGGAAGCUAAAAACACAAUAGCGUAUUUAACAGGUCUUGAUGCAGAAAGCAAACCUGUCCAAAAUGCAAUUGAUGAAAUGACCACAGCACAACAACAACGUGAUAAGAUGCCUAAAAUGACAAUAAAAACAGCAUUUAAAGACAAAGCCACGCGCCGCGCCUUUUUUCUCGGUCUAUUCAUGAUAUCUGUAUUAGACUGUGGUGGAACGUUUGCAAUUUUUGCGUACGCUUCAGUGAUUAUCGAAAAUUCUGGGGUGACUAUGAAUCCGGAGCUGCAAGCUUUGUCCAUUCCAACUGUCAGUAUCCUAGGUGCCUUGGUAUCAACGGUGACUAUAGAGAAAUUUGGACGUAAGCCUCUUCUAAUAACCUGUUUGACGAUGGUUGGUCUACCAAUGGCGGGUCUUGGCACAAUACUGAUGUUGCAAGAUCAGGGAUAUGUGGUCUAUCAGUGGUUUCCAAUUAUUGCUAUCACUUUGGGCGUAUUCGCUUACGGAGCCGGUGUACUGCCAGUUCCGUACACUGUCAUGACGGAAAUAUUUAACUAUCAGGUCCGCGCCAAAUUCGUCGGUUUCUACGUGACAAUGGGCUGGUUCCAGUGCUUCCUUCAGACCAUUCUAUUCACCCCCAUCUCGCAGGCUCUUGGAAUGCACACCAUGUUCUUUAUAUUUAGUGCCAUCAACCUCGUCAGUGCUGUCAUGUGCGUUGUUUGGAUGCCAGAGACGAAAGGGAAAAGCUUGCAUCAAAUACAAAAGGCUCUGUGUGCUAAAUGAGACUAGGUAGGUAUGAUGAGGGAAUUAUUGUUCUGUUUGUCUCGUGUUAAGCAGUUUUUUUAUUUACAAAUUUUAAGAUUGUUAUUGAUGGAAAACUAACUAAUAUUGAAUAAGUUAGGUUAUUUGUUAUUAUAUUUUUUAUAAAUAAAAAAUGUAUGCUGUU
Messenger RNA from Plutella xylostella (diamondback moth), 1658 nucleotides. RefSeq names its product facilitated trehalose transporter Tret1. The record is from RefSeq and is a predicted model, not a curated record. Gene Ontology annotation, molecular function: transmembrane transporter activity. NCBI's taxonomy places the organism in Eukaryota, Metazoa, Arthropoda, Insecta, Lepidoptera, Plutellidae. Gene Ontology annotation, cellular component: membrane. Gene Ontology annotation, biological process: transmembrane transport.